This is a messenger RNA of Auanema sp. JU1783, 1224 nucleotides long. The record is from the annotation of a GenBank genome assembly. Lineage: Eukaryota; Metazoa; Nematoda; Chromadorea; Rhabditida; Rhabditidae.
AUGAGCGCUAGAUAUUUAGAACGUUUGGCCACCAUUGAAAAAGUUUUACUUAUAGAAAAUAAAGUUAUUGACAUGAAUUUGUUACGACAGGGAUGUUUAUAUGGGAUUCCCGAACCUUUACGUCCUCUUGCAUGGAGACUGUUGCUCAACUACUUGCCAUCUGAGAGGAGUGUUUGGAAAGAGUUUUUAACGUUACAAAGAGAUAAUUAUGACUCGUUAGUCGAUCAGAUGAUUGUUCAACCUGGAGCCGUAGCACCUAAAGAUGAUCAUCCUCUUUCAGAGAAUACAGGAAGUACCUGGGCUGAUUUUUUUGAAGACAACCUUAUUUUAUCACAAAUCGACAAGGACGUUAGAAGACUGAGGCCCGAAAUUCAAUUUUUCCAACUGAGAACUAAAUACCCUCAUAAGUCCUCGUAUGAGUAUAGCUUAUCCUCGCGUGUUGCACGAGUAGAUUUAGAGAGUCAGGAAUGCGAUCCAUCAAAGAACAAAACAGCAAAAAGAAAAUCUAGUCUGACGGAUCAGGAUAGUUGUGAGACUCAUUGGCAGGUCCUGGAAAGGAUUCUCUUCAUAUACGCCAAAUUGAACCCUGGAGUUAAAUAUGUACAGGGGAUGAACGAAGUGCUAGGGCCAAUUUAUUACUGCUUAGCAUCAGAUUCAGACCAGGAAUGGGCCGAAUUUGCUGAGCCUGAUGCAUUUUUCUGCUUCCAACAACUGAUGAGUGAGAUAAAAGAUGUUUUCAUAAAGACACUUGAUAACAGUAGCUGUGGUAUAGAAUCGUCUAUGCUCGAAUUUCAUGAUUUAGUCUCUUCUUUUGAUCCUCCUCUUUACAAACAUUUAGUACAGGAUCUAUCUAUCAAACCUCAAUUUUACGCGUUUCGUUGGAUUUCCUUACUUUUAAGCCAAGAGUUCUCUCUUCCUGAUGUAAUUACUAUAUGGGAUAGUCUUUUAUCGGAUCCAAAAAGGUUCUCUCUUCUUCAUUAUGUUUGUUUAGCGAUGUUAGAGCAUAAGCGAUUAGAUCUCCUGAAUGCAGACUUUGCUGAAUCUCUUAAAUUACUACAAGAUUAUCCUGACUCCGAUGUAUCUAAACUCGUUAUAAUGGCUGUAGGUAUUCGAGAUGGAACAGUACCAUCCGUACGUUCUAAUGGAGAAAAAAGUAGAUUUGCUAAACAUACGAGGUCGUUAUCAGAUAAGAUCAAAGAUUUUGGUUUCUCACUUCGCAGAUGA